AUGAGAAGAGUGAUUGUUGUUGAUGGUACAUUCCUAAAAGGAAAGUAUAAGGGAACUUUGCUAGUAGCUAGUGCACAAGAUGGAGAUUUUCACUUAUAUCCGAUAGCAUUUGCAAUUGUUGAUUCAGAAAAUGAUAUUGCAUGGAAUUGGUUCUUUAGGUGUUUGCUCUCUAUCAUCCCUGAUGCACCGAAUUUGGUAUUCAUUUCUGACCGUGCUCAAUCCAUUGAAAAAGCAAUUUUAGAAUUGUAUCCAGCAUCCCAUCAUGGCAUUUGCAGAUUUCAUCUCCUAAACAACAUCAAAGUAAAGUUCAGGAGUAAAAGUUUCUUGCCUCUUUUCGAAGCAGCAGCUGAUGCUUAUACGUUUCAAGAAUUUGAAGUUGUUUUUAGGGAUAUACAGAAUUCUAAUCCAAAACUGGCCAAAUAUUUAGAAGAGGCUGAUUUGAAGAAGUGGGCCCGUUGUUCUGCACCAUCUAACCGCUACAAUAUUAUGACAACCAACAUUGUUGAGUCCUUGAAUUCCAUGAUAACCCUUACAACAUGCUUUUAUGAGCGACGGGAAAAAGCUUUCAAGCACAACAAGCGUGCUACACCAAAUGUUACAAAGGAGAUAGUAUUAAGGUUCAAUGAUGCAAUGAAACAAGAUGUUUUUCAAGUGGAUCAACAUGAGUUUGAGGUUAAAGACGAUAAGAAUAAGUUUGUUGUUCACCUAAAGAACAAGACUUGUACAUGCUGCGUCGUUGACAUUGAUAGAAUUCCUUGCAUUCACGCCAUUGAGGCUGCAAAGCGUACAAACAUGGAUGAAUACAAACUGGUUGAUCAUUUCUAUUUGACAGAUAUAUGGGCUAAAGCAUAUGCUGAGAACAUUCAUCCGAGUGGAGAUGUAAAGAGUUGGGUAUUUCCAGAUUCUUUAGCUAUAUUCUUCUGUGCACCACCACAAAUUAGGAUUAAGAGUGGGAGAUCGCCAAAAAAGAGAAAGAGAUCAGUUGGAGAGUUUGGUGUACCAUGUUCUAAAUCCCAAAGACAUAAGUGCAGCGGAUAUAGUAGAGAAAGACAUAAUAAAAGUACUUGUAGAUUUCCAAUAUAA
Camelina sativa (false flax) is the source of this 1083-nucleotide messenger RNA. The record is from RefSeq and is a predicted model, not a curated record. NCBI's taxonomy places the organism in Eukaryota, Viridiplantae, Streptophyta, Magnoliopsida, Brassicales, Brassicaceae.